Messenger RNA from Vicia faba (fava bean), 723 nucleotides. The record is from the annotation of a GenBank genome assembly. NCBI's taxonomy places the organism in Eukaryota, Viridiplantae, Streptophyta, Magnoliopsida, Fabales, Fabaceae.
AUGAAGAUGAAGUACAAAGCUUGUGAACUUUGCAAUCAACAAGCUUCUAUCUAUUGUCCUUCCGAUUCAGCUUUUCUCUGCCGGAACUGUGACCACGCCGUUCACCGUGUUAACUUCCUCGUCGCUCGCCAUCGCCGACAUAUCCUCUGCUUCAAAUGCGAAAGUUUCACCGGAAUUCACGUCACCGCCACCGAACUCCACCGCUUUCCAUCAACUUGCCGCUCUUGCUCACCGGAAAAUCAUUCCGAUGACGCCGAUUCUCAAUGUUCUUCUUCAGAGUCUUGCAUUACGGCACCAAAGAAAACUAAAACUCGAAGGAUGAAGACUUGUUCGAGGUCGACCUCUGUUACCGACGAUGCUUCUCCGAUCGGGAGUAAAAGUGUUGGAUCGGUGGCGGAGGAGCUUUUUGAGAAAUGGAGGAGAGAAUUAGGGUUAGGAUUUGCUGUGGACGGAAAUCGCGUGGCGGUGGAGGCUUUGCGCGUGUGUUUUAGAACGUGGAAGUUAGUUCCGUUGAAAGUGAGUGCUGCGGCGUCGUUCUGGUUGGGGCUGAGAUUGUGUAGGGACAGUUGUUUUGCUACGUUUCAGAAUCUGAUUAGGUUAGAGAAAAUAUCAGGAGUGCCAGCUAAGCUUCUUUUGGCCGCACAUGCUAAACUCACACGUGUCUUCUUGCAGCGGAAAAUUGAAAUUGAAUGGCAAGAAGGAUUUGAUGAGUGCGGAGACUAG